This is a messenger RNA of Platichthys flesus (European flounder), 12597 nucleotides long. RefSeq names its product protein kinase, DNA-activated, catalytic subunit (gene prkdc). The record is from RefSeq and is a predicted model, not a curated record. Gene Ontology annotation, molecular function: protein binding; DNA-dependent protein kinase activity. Gene Ontology annotation, biological process: immunoglobulin V(D)J recombination; double-strand break repair via nonhomologous end joining; telomere maintenance. Gene Ontology annotation, cellular component: nucleus. NCBI's taxonomy places the organism in Eukaryota, Metazoa, Chordata, Actinopteri, Pleuronectiformes, Pleuronectidae. The transcript is spliced from 86 exons. Bases 12 to 12344 code for a protein of 4110 amino acids.
GCUGUGUGGUGAUGGCUUCCAACGGUGGAGCCUCCGGGAGGAUCCAUGCCCUCCUGCUCAAACUUCAUGAAGGUCUUUCAGAGGAGGACAGCCGAGCAGCGGCUCUGACAUGUCACGACACAGUGAGGGACCUGGGGCAGGAAUGCAUGUUCACAACAGCCCAGAAUGAGCUCGUUUUACAGAUGUCCCUGUUGUUCUCCAAAGACUAUGGACUGCUCAGUUCCCUCAGAAAGUCGCUGUCGUCAGAUGAGUUCAGGGACACCAGAGAGAAGAUCCUGUGUUUUCUGGGGACGUUCUUAGACAAGGUUUCAACCAGAGUCAAAGGUUGGGAGAAGACCUACGCCACUGACAUAAAAGAAACGUGCAUGGUCGUGUAUAUAAAGGAUAAAGUGGCCAAAUGUAGGACUCUGGUGCUGGAACUCCUCAUCAAGGUUCUCCAAACUUCGAAGUCUUCAAGUGUCGCUGCCAACUUCAAAAUCUGUGAAAUGUUCAACAAAUUCUACAGCGAGCUUUGUCAGAAGAGCAGACUGCCAGAUUCGGUACUUGGGAAAAUCUACGAGUUGCUGGGAGUUCUCGCAGAGGUUCACCCCAGUGAGAUGGUAAACAACUCCGACAAACUCUACAAAGCCUACCUGGGGGAGCUGAAGGAGCAGAUGACGUCUUCAACAAAGGAACCAAAACUUUUUGUUGUUGCUGGAUGUUUGAUAGGAAUCACCGCUCUGAUGGUCAACUUCACUAAAACCAUGGAAGAAGAUCCAGCAACGUCGAAAGAGAUUUUUCAGUUUGCCCAGAAGGCAAUCAACCCACAGACGGAAAUGACUCGUUAUGCUGUCACGUUUGCUGGGCUGAGGUUAUUUGCCAGACACGCCUCCCAGUUCAGCAGCUGCCUGAUGGAUCACUACAAGGCUCUGUUCGAGGUCAUGUCUAAGCUCUGUGGACACAUCAAUGCUGAAAUGAAGAAGACCAGUUACUUUGCACUUGAGGCCUUCCUCAAACAGGUUGCAUUGCUUGUGGCUGAAAACACAGAGGAGCACAAAAGUAAGCUGAAGUUCUUCAUGCUGAAGUUCUGUGGCAUCAUCAAGACAAUGGACUCGACACACAAGGAGCUGUCCAUUGCCAUUCGAGGAUAUGGAUUCUUUGCAGCUCCAUGUAAGAAAGUUUGCCCACAAGAUGUGGACCUGAUGUACACCGAGCUGAUUCAGCGCUGUAAGCAGAUGUACCUGACGGAGUCUGACGGGGAGGAAGACAGCUUCUACCAGCUGCCCAGCUUCCUGGACUCUAUUGCCAGUGUCCUGAUCCACCUGGAAAAGGUCCCAGAGGUGUACACACCCCUCCUUGAGCGUCUCCUCGUGGUGCAGAUUGACAGCUUCCCCCAGUUCAGUGAGAGAAUGCAGACGACUUGCUGCAGAUCCAUUCUGAAAGUGCUGGUAGCCAUCGCCUCUAAAGGACCUGUGCUGUUGAGUUUCAUCGGCUCAGUGGUUCACCAGGGCUUAAUACGAGUCUGUUCGAAGCCCAUCAUGGUCUCUGAGAACAAUGAAGGUGGAAAUGAUUUGUCUCAGUCUUCCCAAGUUCGAGUCGGAAAGUGGAAAGUUCCAUCUAGUGACAACUACCUUGGUCUGUUUAAAGGACUUUUAGACUGUGAUCGUUUGAAGGAUUCAGGAUAUUUUGACGGAGCUUUUCAAGCCCAGAACGCUUCUCUUGUGUCAUUGAGCCGCCUCAUUUACGACGAGUUGGUGAAGUCGAUUCUCAGAAUUGUGGAGAAACUGGACCUAUCUGUGCAGAAAGUGACAACAGGCGAUGAGGUCCUGGAUGACACAACACACAUCCUGCCUUCCUCUGACCCCACAGCUCAUUUGUUGCCCAAUAAAAUCAAGGACUUCACAGCAUUUAUCAACCUGGUUGAGUUCUGCAGUGAGCUGUUGCUGAACAAACACGUGGAGUAUUUUCACUCCUGGACGUAUCCCCUGAGCUAUGAACUUAUCCUCCAUUCCAUAAGGAAUCCACUCGUCAGUGGCUUUUACAAGCUGCUCUCCGUCACCAUGAAAAUCGCCAAGAGAAUAAAUUACUACCAGGGAGUCGGCCUAAGUAGCUCUACCUCCCCCCAAAGCGACGCAGAGAAAAGUGCUUGUUUCGCACUCUUCUCCAAGUUUGGAAAAGAGGUGUGUGUGAGAAUGAAGCAGUGCAAAGAUGAGCUGCUGUCAUCCUGCUUGACAUUCGUCCUCUCGUUGCACCACAACAUCGUAGCUCUGGACAUCAAGGCCUACUGUCCUGCUCUUGAGGCGGCUCUGAAACUGGGUCUGAGCCAUCCUCCUCUGGCCAACGCAGCCCUAGAUGCUCUUGAGGACUGGUCCUCCCACAUUCCUCUAGAGACUCUGCAGCCCUGCUACGUCAACAUCCUCCCUCUUCUGGACGGAUACCUGAAAACCACCACCAGUGAUAACAACGACGACAGCAACUGGGAGGUGAUGUCUUCUUUGUCUUCAAAAAGUGAUAUAGGAUACAGCAAAGUGAUGACGAGGCUUCUCAAGCAAUCCAAACAGAUCUCUACGGAAGAUGCUCCUAUUGUCAUGGUGAGGCUGAGGGUGGUGAAAUUGCUCGGCCACCUGGGAGGAGAGCUGAACAGGAACCUUGUGACCGUGGUCUCAUCAGAGGAAAUGAUGAAGAAAUUUGUGGCCUGGGACACGGAGAAUAGGCUGAGUUUUGCGGUUCCAUUCACCGAUAUGAAGCCGCUCAUCUACCUCGACCCAUUUCUGCCUCGCAUCAGUGAACUGGCUCUGUCCACGAGUGACAGACAAACCAAAGUAGCGGCGUGUGAGCUGCUCCACAGCUUGGUGGUCUACAUGGUUGGGAAGAGUGCCCAGAUGGUGGAGGUAAAGAAUCGUUUGUCGCCAAUGUACAAGCUCCACAAGAGGCUUUUUCCUGUGUUGCUGCGUCUGGCCUGUGAUGUCGAUCAGGUAACCAGACAGCUCUUUGAACCUCUGGUCAUGCAGCUGAUUCACUGGUUCACUAACAACAAGAAGUUUGAAAGCCAAGACACAGUAGCUGUUCUGGAGUCCAUACUGGAUGGUGUGGUUGACCCCAUGGACAGUACCCUGCGAGACUUCUGCGGCUGCUGCAUUGAGGAGUUUGUCAAAUGGUCAAUCAAACAAACAACCCCCAAGCAGCAGGAGAAGAGCCCCACUAAUAUGAAGUCCCUGUUUAAGCGGAUCUACAGCCUGGCACUCCACCCCAACGGGUUCAAAAGACUCGGUGCUGCUUUAGCAUUCAACAGCAUCUACAGACUUUUCAGGGAGGAAAAAUCCUUAGUGGAGCAGUUUGUCUUCGAAGUUCUGGUCAUAUUCAUCGAAAGUCUGGCUCUUGCACACUCAGAUGAGCGCUCUAUGGGUACACUGCAGCAGUGUAGAAGUGCCAUCGACCAUAUCAAAAGAAUCAUCAAACAAAAGGCCCUCAGUCUCAAUCAGCACAACGCUAAGAGACGUGUCCCAAGGGGCUUCCCUCCUGAUGAAAAGCUUCUUCUGUCAGAUGUGGUUUUAUGGCUUUUGGAACAGUGCGGCCGCCCUCAGGCCGAGUGUCGCCACAAAUGCAUGGAGCUUUUCUAUGAGUUUGUUCCUCUCCUCCCAGCAAAGCCGUCUCCAUCUCAGUGGCUGGAUGGCAUGUUAAAGGAUCACGGCGUAAUCUUCCUGAUCUCGCGGUUUGAGGGUGGAGGGCUCCUCUCCCAGCCCACCCUCAGGGACCUGACGGGCCCUUUCAGCGUCAGAGCCACGCUACAGUGGAUGGACCUUCUGCUAGCCUCCCUGGACUGCUACAACACAUUCAUCAACUUACACAUCAUCAAGCUUCAACACAUGCUUAGCUCCAAAGACGAGUCAAGUUUUCUGAAAGCGACAAAUUUCUUUUUGAGUGAGCUGGCAACCCAUGAACUGGCGGCAGCAGAGAGCUGUUUCCCUCUUGGCAGGAGGAGCACUCAUUUCAGCCCGAGAGAGGUUGACCAGUACAAUUACAGCAAGGGCACCAUCAUUGUUCGCCUGCUGGAGUUUGCCACAAUGAUUCUUGUAAAAGGAGACCAAGAGUUUUGGAAGUUUCUGGAGCAAAAUUUCUUUUGUGAAGUUUUUUUUGAGUUGACUGCGCUGGUGGUGUGUGAGCCAUCCGCUGUUGGCUUUAACAUGGCCGAUGUGGAAGUAAUGAAGAACUUACCAGAAGUGUGUGUUCCUCUGCUUAAUGCCCUGCUGAACUCAACGUACCAUGCUCGUCUUGAGAGCAGCUUGCGGACAAAGAUCUCACGUAAAAGUGUGGAGGAGUUAUGCGCCGUGGACCUCUACCAUUUAGGCUCUCGAAGCCUCCAUAGCCAGAUGGAAAUGCUUCUGUCUUCCUGUAAGCAAAUCCACAAAGCCGGCUUCCUCAGCUCCAUCCUGCACAGUGAGGAUCCAGCCUAUGCCAAGUCUCUUGGGUCCCGUCUUCUGAUGACGGUGUAUAAAGGCAUAGCACCAGGUGAGGAGAGGAAGGCCCUUCCAUCCAUGGACAUAAACACCAGGAGGGUAGCAGAUGGUCUGCUUCAGCUCUCCUUCUCUCUCAGUGAACAGAGUGAGCAGCUGGUGGACUUGCUGUUGAACACCAUCAUGCUCUCUGUUCCAAUAUCUGGAGGCCACAGCAGUAGCUUCCUGAGCUUCUCACAUGGCGAGUACUUCUACAGCCUCUUCCAAAUGACUAUCAACGACGAGCUGCUGAGAAGCCGCGAUGCCACAGUUCCACGCCUCAUGAGAGCUUCCUCCCAAAAUCCCGGCAUGGUGAGUGUGUUGCUGAAUGGCAUGCUGGACCACAGCUUUGGAGAGCGCUCUGUGAGGAAAACUCUGGGAAAGCAGCUGGUGGAAGAGGUGCUGAGAAGGUGGAGCAGUCUGCAGCCAUGGUGGGAAGGACAGUCUUCCACUCCAGAAAGCAAAACCGCUACUCUCCUACUGCUCUCCAAGCUCCUACAGAUUGACUCGUCGGUCUGCUCCAAUAUAAACCAUGAAGCUUUCAGACCGGUGUUUUCCACUUUCACUGUGCUGCUGGUUGACAUGAAUCUGCAACUGAACCUCAAGAGUCAGGCCCUGUUGGUGUUGCCCUUCUUCAUAACCCUCCCGGAGGAGCCACUUGCUGAACUGCAGCGAGCCCUUGACGUCCUGGUGGUGUCGCACUUCCCCAUGCAGUCCGAUGAGUUUGCUAAAGGCUCGCUUCACCGCAACAACUACAUGGACUGUAUUCGAAAGUUGCUGGAUGCCCUGGAGCUUUCUCAGAGUCCACUCCUGCUCAAACUGAUGUCAGGGAUUCUGUGUCGAGACAGAAAACACAUCAUGGAGGAGCAAUUCCAAACCUGUUUCCAGAGACUUGCAAAGCGAUCGAGCAGUGAGCGACAGCUGCAGCUGCUCUGUGCAGUGUAUGGGGUGGUCCAGCAGGGGGAUGUCCCUGUGAGCUCCAUGCUGCAGGCCAUGAUGGAGAGGGUUGUGCUGCCUCUGGCCUCUGACUGCAGCACCAAAGCCCUGACCGACUUCUUUGUGGCAAAUAUCAGUGACAUGAUUGCUUUUCUGCUCAGUCGCUUCACCAAGAUAACUGAAUCAACAUUUGAGAUCCAGUUGCUGAAAAAGAUCGGCUAUUACAAGCUGAUGGAGCUACUGUAUUGUCGGCUUCCCAAAGAAGAGGUUUACUCCAAGGAAUCCCGCAUCAAUCAAGCGUACUGUGGCUCGGACAAAACCGAGGGGAAUGAGUUGUCCAAGACACUGAUCAAGUCAUGUUUUGAAGCUUUCACUGAGAACAUGGCCGGUGAGACUCAGCUCCUUGAACUCAGGCGACAGCAUCACUGUGCUGCGUACAACUGUGCCAUUGCCGUCAUCAGCUGCAGCUUCAGUGAGGCCAAGUUCUACCAAGGCUUCCUCUUCAGUGAGAAACUGGAGAAGAAUCAGUUCAUUCUUGAAAAUAUCAUUGAUGUUGAAAGGACCUAUAACUUUCCAGUUGAAAUUGAGGUCCCACUUGAGAGAAAAAAGAAAUACAUCAUGAUUCGAAAAGAAGUGAGCGAGGAGAAUGGAGAAGCACCAGUUUACCUGUCCUCCCAGUCUUACAUGGCCGACAGCAGCUUGAGUGAGGAGAUGAGUCAGUUUGAUUUCUCCACCGGUGUCCAAAGCUUUUCCUUCAGCUCUCAAAACCCAGAAGGACAAAGACGAACCGUGGCGAAAACAGAGACAGAGGAAACAAAUUCUUCCCAGGAUGCAAUGGUGGAUCUAGAAAUGGAUGAGCUGAAUCAGCAUGAAUGCAUGGCGACCAUGACUGCUCUUAUUGGACACAUGCAAAGGAACAACAUCACUCCAAAAGUUGAACAGGGAAACAUGAUGAGUGAACUUCCUCCAUGGAUGAAAUUUCUACAUGGAAAACUUGCAAAUCCAGCAACACCUCUAAAUAUCAGACUCUUCAUCUCAAAGCUGCUCAUCAACACGGAGGAGGUGUUUCGACCAUAUGCCAAGCACUGGCUGGGGCCGCUCCUGCAGCUCGUUGUCACUGGAAAUAAUGGAGGACAGGGGAUCCAUUUCAUGGUGGUGGAUAUUGUGGUCACAGUGCUCUCUUGGACAAGUUUGACCAGUCCCAAGGGUAAUCCCAGAGAUGAGGUGCUUGCAAACCGACUGUUAGAGUUCCUGAUGAAGCACAGCUUUCACACCAAGAGGGCUGUUUUCCGACACAACCUGGAGAUCAUUCGCACUCUGGUAGAGUGCUGGAAGGACUGUCUGCAUGUGCCAUACAGUCUGAUAUUCGAGCGAUUUUGUGGCACCGACUCAAACAGCAAAGACAACUCGGUUGGACUUCAGCUUCUGGGAAUCAUCCUUGCCAACAACCUCCCUGCUUACGAUGCCUCGUGUGGAAUUGAGUUUGAGAGGUACAUCCAGUCUCUCACCAACAACUUGUCUUUUGUACGGUACAAAGAUGUCUACUCAGCUGCUGCUGAAAUUAUCGGCCUUAUCCUGAAGAAUACAACCGAAAUGGACAAUCAACAUCAAAUCAUCAGUCUUGCUGCAAGUAAGAUAACAAAUCUUAGAAGAACGGAAAGGGACGACAAGUUCAUUGUUUGCUUGAACAAAGUGUCAAAGCAUUUCCCCCCAUUUAUGGAUGGGUUUGUCAGUCAUGUGUUCUUCCUGCUGCCAAAGUUGCACGGCAUCUUAAAGACAGACUGUUUGGAGUGUGUGCUGAGCCGAGCUGACGUGAUCCCAGACAUCUUUCUGCAGCUAAAAACCACAGGCUUCAUUCAGAUGAUGGGUAACAGGGAUGAAGCAAGACAGAGAACAUGUCUGGAUAUCAUCCACAAGAUUAUUGGCCUGCUGACUCCAGUUCAGCUUCAGGAGUUCCUGGGAGCUGUGAUGUCUUUUGUCUCUCAUCCAUCACCAGUGUGCAGAGAGAGGAUGUACGAUAUCCUCAUGUGGAUCCAGGACAACUACAGUGAUGCAGAGAGCAUGGAAGACAACAUCUCAGUCGAGGUUUUGAAUGCAGCCAAAGAAACACUACUUCAGGGACUGUCUGAUGAAAACCAAGGCCUUCAGCUUUAUGUUCGGAACUUCUGGAGUCAGGAGAAGCGUCUUCCCACUGCGACCCUUGAACGAAUGUUGACGGUCCUUCGCUCCCUGUACUCGUGUCAAAUAGAGAGGUGUUUCUUAAGCUUGGUGACCAAUCUGCUGCUGGAAAUGACUAGCCAGAGUCCUGACUUCCAACGAAACAUGUUUGAGUAUCCUCUGUCAGAGUGCACCUUCCAGGACUAUGUGAUUGAUUCCAACUGGCGCUUCAGGAGCACGGUGAUGACUCCUAUGUUUGUCGCAACCCAAAGCACUCAGAGCACACAGAGUGUGGCAGCAUCGCAGGCCAUAGCCAUGAAGGGGAAGCUCAGAGCCACUCAGACAACACUUGAGUUCAGCCAAACCCAAACAGCAGGUCGACGCACAGCAUAUAACUGGCUGACAGGCAGCAGUGUGGAUACUAUGGCAGAGUACACAUCGGGCUCUGAAUCUCUGUCGUCACUGAUGGUUUUUGAUAAGAAAGCAGAGAGGCAAACUUCUGCAAGACGACCAGUAGGGGAAGGAUUCGGGCUGAAACGCCUUGCUGCACCAAGCGAUGAGGUGGACAGUCGCACUAGAGCCAACAAUGAGCAACGCAAUAACAUCCUAAGAUUGAGACGCAGAUUUCUAAAGGAUCAGGAGAAAGUCAGCUUAAGUUACGCGCAUAAAGAGAUCAGACAACAGAGGCAGAAAAAGGAACAAAAGGCAGACCUAAGGCUGAGAAAAGAGGCUCAGGUGACUCUCUAUCGUAACUACAGAGUGGGGGACUUCCCAGACAUCGAGAUCCCGUACAGCAGCCUCAUCACCCCCUUACAAGCACUCGCCCAGAGAGACCCAAUUUUAGCCAAACAGCUCUUCAGCUCCCUUUUUGCUGGUGUCCUCCAAGAAAUGGAUAAGAACAAACCAGGGGAGAGUGGGAGGAUUAAAGAAGAGCUGCGGUGCAACAUGAACACUUUCUUGAGCAAGAGUACGCUCUGCUUCCCUCCGUUUAUAGCAUGUGUGCAGGAAAUGUGCUAUCGGCAUAAGGAGCUGCAGCAGCUCGACCCAGCAUCCAUCAGCUCCACGUGCCUGGUAAGCCUCCAGCAGCCGUCGGGCAUCCUGCUGCUGGAGGACAGCCUGCUGCACGCCGGCUUCCAAGAUGAACCUCCCGCCAAACGGUCACGAGGACGCAGGGAAAUCCCCCCAGACACCAACAAAUGGAUCCACCUUGCAAAGCUUUACAGGUCGUUGGAGGAUUACGAUGUUGUGCGCAGCAUCUUCGGUGGUAAAGUUGGGACCAAGUCAAUCACCUGUGCUGCGCUUCAAGCUGAAGCCAACAGUGACUUUGCAGAAGCUGUGAAGCUUUAUAAUGAGGCCCUCAACACUGAGGAUUGGAGCGACGGUGAGCCCACCGACUCGGAGAAGGACUUCUGGGACGUGGCAGCGAUGGAGGCCUACAGUCAUUUGACUGAGUGGAAGUCUCUGCAGUACUGCUCCACAGUGUCCAUAGAUGAAAGCUCCCCACCCGACCUCGAAAAGAUGUGGUCAGAGCCCCUUUACCAGGACAUGUACCUGCAGCACAUGAUCCGCAGCAUGCUCAAGCAGCUGCAGAAGGGCGAUAGCGACCAAACACUUCUCAGCUUCGUGGACAAAGCCAUGAGGGUGGAGGAGCGUAAGAAGCUCCUGGAGAGUCAUUACAGCCAGGAGCUCAGCUUGCUCUACAUCCUUCAGGAAGACUUUGACCGCGCCAAAUACUACACCAACUACGCCAUGCAGCUCUUCAUCGAGAGUUACUCCAGUGUGGACUCACUGCUGACUCAGAGUCGACUGACCAUCCUGCAGUCAGUGCAGGCCUUAACUGAGAUCCAGGACUUCCUUUUCUUCAUUUCAGGACAGGUGUCAGUAAGCGGCCUCAAACGGCUCAUCAGAUUAUGGACUGAGCGGUAUCCUGACCCUAAAGUAGAUCCAGUGAACGUAUGGGACGAUAUCAUAACAUCUCGAUGCUUCUUCUUGGACAAGAUCAGGGAAAAGUUGAGAGGCAACGCCCCCAGCGACAGCAUGGAGGUGGAUGGUUCAGAGGACCCAUCAGGGGACAUCGACACGUUAGUAAAUGACUGCAAGUUCAACAUGAAGCUACACAUGGCCAAUAGUGCACGGAAACAGAAUAACUUCCCCGUCGCUACCAAGCUGUUGAAGGAACUUCACAGAGAAGCCAAAACUAAGAGAAGCUUGUUGAUACCUUGGGUCCACAGUUUUAGCCAGUACAGCCAUAAACGCAGCCAGACUCAGGGUCCCGUUGAGCAAAUCAUCACCGUGCUGAAGACUAUCCCGCUACUGGAGGACCUUCGGCCUGACUGUGAGAACACCACAGCUAAAGUAUUUCGAAAUCAAAAGAUGCUCCAGGGUACCUCCUUCCACAUCCUGGCUACAGCUGUAAGCAAGAGCCCCUCGGUUCUGGAAACUACUGAACCUGACAAAGCAGAGAAAGUCGUCAGGCUUUCUGGAGCUGCUUGGCCAGUUGAAGAUCCAAAGAAAGUGGAGGAGGGUCUGCAGUUACGAGCGCUGAAGCUGCUUUGUGAUGCCACCAGAAAGGCUGAUGAAGAGCUUCAGUCUUAUAGUCAGGACUUUGUGGAAAGCAGCAGCAUCACCGGGACAUACAUGGCUUUGGCCAACUUCAGUGACAAACUACUACGAGAGGAAGAGCAGAGGGACACCGAGAGUCAGUUUCCAGACUUUCUGACACUAACUGUUCAUGUAGUGGACAGCAUGUUGAAAGCACUGAAGAUGAACUCAGAGGAAGCUCGUCUCAAAUUCCCACGUCUGCUGCAGAUCAUCGAGCUGUACCCCUCGGAGACACUCGACCUCAUGACAAAAGAGAUGACAUCAAUUCCCUGCUGGAUGCUUAUUAGCUGGAUCAGUCAAAUGGUCGCCCUGUUGGACAAGCCACAAGCUGUGGCAGUGCAACACUGCAUCAGGCAGAUAGCAGAGUGCUACCCUCAAGCCCUGGUUUACGCUCUCAUGAUCAGCAGCGAGAGUUUUCAGUUUGAGGACUCUGCAACAGGACACCAGCAGCAGGAAUUUGUCAACAGGCUCAGGGGCUUGCUGGAUAAGGGAGGAGCUGUGAAGAAAUUUGUGGACGCGCUGCAGCAGCUCACAAAUCCUGAGAUGAUUUUUAAGGAUUGGUGGGAUGGUGUGAAAAACGAACUGGAAAAACAGAGCUUUGACAAGAAGCAAAUGUGUGACCUGUAUGAUGAGAUGCGCUCUUCGCUUGGGGAUCAGGACGCAGAGGGUCAUGGGACGUUUCGCAAAAAAUUUAUCAAGAGAUUUGCCAAAGAUGUGGAACAGCUGCUGGGAGCUAAAGGCAGCAAGCUGUUUGAGAAGAGGAAAAGCGAUUCGUUUUUGCGGCAAGUGGAUGAGCUGGCAGCAUCCAUGCGUGGAUCUCAGACAGAACCUGGGAACUUAAAAGAGUACUCACCUUGGCUCAGUGGGUUUAAAGCGGACCUGUUCAGCAAUGAGCUGGAGAUCCCAGGACAGUAUGACGGCCGAUCAAAGCCUUUGCCAGAGUACCAUGCAAAAAUAACAGGCUUUGAUGAAAGGAUUAAGGUGAUGUCCUCCAUCCGCCGCCCCAAAUGUCUGAUCAUCCGUGGGGAUGACGAGCGGGACCACCCCUUUCUGGUGAAGGGUGGGGAGGACCUCCGCCAGGACCAACGCAUCGAGCAGCUUUUUGGCGUCAUGAACAUUUUAUUGAGUUCCGACGCUGCCUGCACACGCAGAGGCUUGCAGCUGCGCACCUAUCAAGUCAUUCCCAUAUCCAGAAGAAUUGGUCUGAUUGAAUGGAUGGACAAUACUUGUACUCUGAAAGACUUCCUGAUCAGCACAAUGACUGAGGAGGAACAGCACACAUCAAAGAGGGCUCCUGAAGUCUACAAUAAAUGGCUCUCAACCUUUGCUCCGAAAUUGAGUGGUUACAAACUGUAUGCUCACGCUUACAAGAAUGCAAAGCGUGCCGAUGCAGUGAGCAACUUUUUGAAAGUGUUGCAGCAUGUGCCCAGUGAUCUGCUGAAGAGAGCUUUUCUGAAGAUGUGCAACAGUCCAGAGGCCUUUCUCUCCCUGAGAUCUCACUUUAUCAGCUCUCAUGCUUUGCUGUGUGUGAGCCACUGGAUUCUGGGCAUUGGAGACCGACAUCUCUCCAACUUCAUGAUCAACAUGGAGACAGGGGGCAUGAUCGGCAUCGACUUUGGUCACGCAUUUGGUUCAGCCACACAGUUCCUCCCUGUGCCGGAGCUCAUGCCUUUCCGCCUGACCAGACAGUUUGUCAAUCUGAUGCAACCCUUGAAGGAGUCUGGUUUGAUCCAGAACGUCAUGGUUCACUCGCUGCGAGCCUUCAGGGCUGACCCGGACCUUCUGCUCAACACCAUGGAUGUUUUCGUUAAGGAGCCAUCGCUGGAUUGGAAGAACUUUGAGCUGAAACAGCUGAAGAAAGGAGGGUCGUGGACAAAGGACAUAAACACCAAAGAAAUCAACUGGUAUCCAUUACAGAAGGUGAAGUUCGCAAGAGAAAAACUAGAAGGAGCAAAUCCAGCUGCUAUAACUAGUGAGGAGCUGAAGCUGGGCUUUGAGAAGGACCCGGCGUUUCCAGGCAUGCAGUCUGUGGCUCUGGGAUCUCAAGAGCACAACAUCCGUGCUAAACUUCCACCUUCGGGCCUGUCUGCAGAGAAGCAGGUGGAAUGUCUGCUCGACCAAGCCAUGGACCAGAAUGUGCUCUGCAGGGUUUGGGCAGGCUGGGAGCCAUGGUUCUGAUUGUUUGAUCUGGGUCGUACAAAUAUCUAGAAUGUCAAAAAAUUUGUAGGAAAGGAAAUCUGUGAUGUUUAAAGAUUCUUGUAAUCUCAAAUGCUUCUCCCUUUGAUUUCAUGUAUUGUGUCAUGGCAGUUUGUCAGAGAGGAUCCACAUAUUAUCUCAUACUGAACAAACAAAAGCUUGAAAGAAAGAUGGGAUUUGGUAAUUGUAAUAGAUCAGGAUCUUUUUUUACUUAAAAUAAAUCGGAGUAAUUGUU